This is a messenger RNA of Adineta steineri, 615 nucleotides long. The record is from the annotation of a GenBank genome assembly. Lineage: Eukaryota; Metazoa; Rotifera; Eurotatoria; Adinetida; Adinetidae.
AUGCAGGAAAAUGAAGAGUAUAAAAAUGAUAUUGAUGAAGUAUUAAAUAAACGAGCAUCAUUACUUCUUAAUCAAGCAUUUACUACUCCUUCAUCUAAUAUAGUCGAAAUGUCAGAUACAUACACUAACCCUGUUAUGAUAAAAACUACUGCACAUGAACAAUCAGGUCAACCAAUGUUCAAUCGAACUAUUGAAUAUAAAACUGAACAGUGUGAUAAUGAUAUUUUGCAUCAAUGGCGUUUACGACGUCGAUUUGAACAAGUACAAUAUAAUGAACCAAUACAUUUACCUAUUGAAACACAGAAUGCUAGUAUUCAAACAUCUCUAUUAGUUUCAACUGCGUCAAAUCUUUCUGAUGAUAUCAAUCUUUAUCCAACACGAGAUAAUGACCAAUAUGCAUCUGUUUGCUAUCGUCCAUUAGUUCAAAUCGAAUCAUCAUCAUCAUUACUCACUGAACAACCAACAGUUUAUUCUUCAGAUAAAAGUACAUUAACACAAGUAACAUCUACUAUACCUAAUGAUAGUCAUGAAGAAAAUGAAAUAGAAGAUUAUAAUUCAGAUGAUAUAUUGAAUGUGUUAAAACAAAAACGAAAUGAAUUAUUAAUUCAAUUUUAG